This is a messenger RNA of Ahaetulla prasina, 3881 nucleotides long. RefSeq names its product chromatin assembly factor 1 subunit A (gene CHAF1A). The record is from RefSeq and is a predicted model, not a curated record. The coding region runs from base 231 to 2966 and encodes 911 amino acids. Gene Ontology annotation, biological process: nucleosome assembly. The transcript has 15 exons. Gene Ontology annotation, cellular component: nucleus; CAF-1 complex. NCBI's taxonomy places the organism in Eukaryota, Metazoa, Chordata, Lepidosauria, Squamata, Colubridae.
GCGUCCCGCCCUAUCAGGGCGCCGGAGCGCGAAGGUCGACAGAACUCCCGCCAAAUACGAGCGAGGAGCGAGCGAGCGAGCGGACGGGCCGGCGGUUGGUUGGGCGCAGGGCGAGCUGGACGGGGCCGGCCGAGGCGGCGAGAACUUCGCUGUCUCCCCUCCCCCCAGGGAUGUGAGGGGAAGCGUCGGUUUCACACCGCCCGGCCGCUCAUCUCCUCGGGCAGGCAACUAUGGAGUGUCGAAAUAAAACAGGAGUUCCAGCCCGGAAGCUAAUCCAAGCUCGAUUGCCCUUCAAGCGCUUGAAUCCCAUACCAAAGGAGAAAAACGACACAAACCCCGAAGUGAAAAAAGCCAGGAGCGUGCAGAUCGCCCUCGACCAAAACACGACCUACCCUGCCUCGCCGCAUCCAUUUUCGGAAAAUGUGGAAAACAGUUGCGAGGAAGAAACGGAAUCCCCUGUUCCAAAACUGGUUAAUGGCAAGGGUCCCCUGGAUAACUUUGUGCAGAAAAGUGUAAAAAAUGAUACAAGUCAGUCUCGGCUCUUCAUAGACUUGACGGACGACCCUCCUCACAGACGGGAUGAGAACACGGGUCGUACCAAGUCCAGCAUCAGAGUAGCAUCUCCUGGGGAAACCACAAAGGAGAAAGAAGGCCAGGCCGCAUCCCCAAAUUCCUCUUGCAACGCCCAGGAGGUGGAUCCUUGCUUAGAAACCGGCUUCAAUGUAACAGAUAAGGAAUUACCAAGAGAGGCAUCCGCCGAGAUAGAAACUAAUAUUUCCACGGAGGAUAGACCUCAGAAUGUCAUAUUUGAACGGAAAAUGCCAGUCGUGGUUCUGGAGGACAUCUUGGCCACCCGAUCUCCUCAAGCUGCGGCUUUGGAAAGGAGCGAAAAUUCUGAAAACGAAACCAUGGAAUCUUGUCCCGAAGGGGACACGCCGUGUACAAAUUCCUCCUCAAGUUCCCUCUCUCUUACCAGCUCCCCUGAGUCACGGGCGACCAAGGAGCACAGUGUUAAUCCUCUAGCUGCUUCAACACCGGUGUGGAAGGCCUCUCCAAAGGUCCAUCGAAGUUCUGAGGAGAAGGAGAAACUGAAGCUGCAGAGGGACCAAGAGCGUGCGGAAAAACUUCAGAAGCUGGAAGCUACACGGGAGGAGAAGAGACAGCUGAAAAAGGAAGCCCAGGCUGCGAAGGAACGCGCCCGAGAGGAGGCGAAGAGGAAGAAAGAAGAAGAGAAGGAGCUGAAGGAUAAAGAAAGGAGGGAGAAAAAGGAGAAAGAUGAAAAAGAGAAAGCUGAAAAGCAACGCGCAAAAGAAGAAAAACGGAAAGAGAGGCAGGAAGCUCUGGAGGCGAAAUUAGAAGAGAAAAGAAAAAAGGAAGAAGAGAAACGCUUAAAAGAAGAAGAGAAGCGCCUCAAAGCAGAAAAGGCUGAAAUCACCCGGUUCUUUCAAAAACCAAAAACCCCGCUUGCUCCAAAAACUCUGGCGGGCUGGUGUGGGAAGUUUGCUCCCUUUGAGAUCAAGGAGAACAUGGUCCUCGCUCCGCUUUGCCGGGUGCCCUUCGAUCAGGAGCUCUCCGACCGAAUGGACCUCUCCGUGGAAGAGCAGAGCUGCGAGCUUUCUUUCCUGGAAGAGCUGAAGAGUCGGGAGGCUAGGAAAUCGGAGCCCACCCUUGCCUUCAGCCCCAGCGCUGACGGGGUUAACAGCGAUGUGGUCAUUGUGAGUAGCAGCCAGGCAGAAGAUGCGCCCGAAAGGAAGAAAUUUGGCAGAAUGAAACUCCUGCAGUUCUGUGAGAACCACCGGCCUGCCUACUGGGGCACAUGGAACAAGAGAACUUCUGCAAUAAGGCCCAGAAACCCUUGGGCCAAAGAUACGAAGCUCCUGGACUAUGAAGUUGAGAGUGAUGAAGAGUGGGAGGAAGAGGAACCGGGGGAGUCCCUCUCUCACAGCGAAGGGGAUGAGGAAGAAGAUGGUGGAGAGGAGGAAGAUGAUGACGAUGGCUUUUUCGUUCCCCAUGGGUACCUUUCGGAGGAUGAAGGAGUGACUGAAGAAUGCGAUCCCGAAAACUACAAAGCCCGCCAGAAGCUGAAAGCCAAGGAGUGGGACGAGCUGAUCACCAAGGGGAAAAGAUUCCGCAUCUUGCAGCCGGUGAAGAUCGGUUGCGUUUGGGAAGGCGAGCAGAGCGGUGCCGUCACAACGGCAGAAAUGGGAAUCCUGCAGCAAUUUACAGCUUCUGUCCUGGAUUCCGGCUUUGCCGAGGAAGAUUUGAUAGAGAAAAGCAACAAAAAGAAAACAAAAGACCAACAAAUUCUGGCCCAGCUACUUCCGCUACUUCAUGGCAACGUGAACGGAAGCAAAGUCAUCAUUCAGGAGUUCCAGGAAUGUUGCCGCUUGGCAUUGCUUUCGGACCCCAGCAGUCCGAUCUCCUCCCUGGGGAGCGGGGAUGCCAGUCCCAAGGUCUCUCAAGGCCAAUCACCAGCCUGCGAGAACGUCAUUCCUUCCAAGGCCAGGCUGAAAAGAAUCAUCUCCGAGAACUCCGUCUACGAGAAGAGGCCCGAGUACCGGAUGUGUUGGUACGUGCAAUCCGAGGUCCUGAAGAACUUUGGCCAGGAGAAUCUGCCCGUGCCUUGCCAGUGGAACUACAUCACCCAGCUUCCAUCUGUGGCCAAGGAAGAAGCGGGCAGUUUGCAAGGAGGGGCGGCAACCCAGACCCCGCCGGUCUCUGCAAAACGGAAGUCAACGCAAAGCAUGUCCAUAACCAAGUUCAUGAGGAGACCUCCGGGGACCGAGCAGGCGGAAAUGACAGAGAUGGAUGGAUUUCAGGCAGACACCGAGGAAGAAGAUGACGACGACUGCAUCAUCAUAGAUGUACAGCCAAGCCAAGGCAAGCUGGCUAAUUCAGAUGUGAACCCCGAGGACACAGACAAACCUCCACGUGGCCUCAACAACUCUCUAAAAGGAUGCGGAUGACCAGCUGUCUGCAAGGAAUAUAAAUCCUUCCAUUUCCCUACCAUCCAGUCAGAGAGCUGAAGAAGCUUCUUGGAUGAGAAGCGAAACGUCUUCAAAAGAAAAAAACCAGAAAGUCCAGUUGCCUCUUGGAAAAAAAAGCACCUUUUGGGACAAUGAAUGACUCAGAAUCUCCAUAGACUCUUAUAAUAGGUCCUGCUACACAGUGAGCUUCAACAGGGCUAUAUUCUAUGACCCAGCUCCCCAAACACGACAAACCCUCUGACACGGACUCAAAAGAUUCCUUUAUUAGGACUGUCGGCAGCCCUGCAAAAAGUUUCGCUCUCAACGCAGGCUAACAAGUCACCCAUCCAGAGGAAGAUGAAGUGAUCUGCCACACCUAUUCAUCUCCGCCCCCUGCCUUUUACCCCCCCCCCAGAGCUAGGGUGGGGCUUUGCUAGCAACAGUGGCUCUUCCGUCCCAAGGACCAGCCCAUAGAUUUCCACUGCUCUCCUCUCCCUUCUGUGCAUCCGCGUGUCAGGCACUGGACCCAGCUGUUCCUCCUCUUCCUCAUCAGCCACCUCCAGACCUGGGAGCUGUUGACUCUCCAUCUGAGGGCUGACGGACGGCCCAGGCUCCGCCACUCACUCUCUCUCUCUCUUUUCCCCCUCCCCCUCGGAGCUACCAGGUUGCCCCGAUGCUGACCCUUGACUCCCACGCCACCUCCUCCUCAUCUGAUUCGGCUGUUGGAGGGGCUGGCGGCCGACAGGCUAGUAGAAUAGAAGCAACAUUCUCUCUCCCAUUGAUCUCCCACAUUUACAUUAAAUUUUUUCCCAUUUUCACAGCAGGUGCCCUGGCAAAGAUGCCGGGCUUGCCACUCUGUGCCUUAACAGAAAUGGGAAGCCCUUUUUUUUUUUUUUUUGAGUGAAACUGUUGUGU